UUGACUUUACCGGUGAAGCCUCUCCUGGUUUUCAGCCGUGAGAAAAAUGUUCUCCUCUCCUCGGCGUCGCAGUUGUCGCCUUUAAAUUCCGCCCACAAACUGAACCGACGGCCGAUUUCAGUGGCCGGACAUUUGUACACACCGGAACACGGCAAGGUUGUGUAAACCAUGAUCUAAAUUGUCAAAGUCUGCAUUUUCUCUGCGGAUGUGGACUUGUCCUCACGGGUGCUUCACUCACACACAUCAUGUCUCAGUCUGAGUGCUGUGCAGAUGUGUGGGACUGGUUAUGUGUACUUCGUCUGGAGCAAUACUCUGAGGCAUUUCGGAACGCCGGGCUGGCAACAUUGCGGCAGUGUCGCAACCUCACACCAGAUCAGCUGGAGCGAAUGGGCAUCACCCUGCCGGGUCACCAGAGACGCAUCCUGGCCAGCUUGAACAAAACACAUGGUAAUCGUGACACACAAUCUGACACGCACAGUCAGCCUCUAAUGUCUGAGAGGGAGCAGCAAUCUGAGGAAACAGGACAUGCUAAAGUGUUACACAGAGAGAGACCUGUACCUCUCCCUGUGGAGGAAAAACCUAUCUUUAAGCAAACGGAGAGAGAAGAUGGAGAGACAUCGAAACCUACUCCCAGAGAAAGAGAGAAACCAGUCCCUAAGGAGAGACAAGUGUCCAGAAUGAAAGAGGAAAAUGAAGGAGGAGGGAAGAAGUCGGUUCCUGAACAAAGACAAACAGCACCUGGACAAAGCAAAGCAGAAGAGGGGGACGGAGGGGUAGAUGGAGACAGGGAGAAACCUGUGCCUAAAGAGAGGACUAAGUUUCGCUCUAGUGCUCCAGUGGACUGCCCCCCCGGCCCUCGUGUCUCUCCAAUGUCUGACCCCCCUUUACCCCCUGUCCCCCCACGUAGCACCCCCAACUGCCCUCCACAGUGCUUUACGUCUGCCCUGAGCCCCUCACCUCCUGCUCGUACCCCCGUCUCCCCUAAACUAGACAGACGUGAUGUUACAGCUCCAGCUGCACCGAGCGUGUCCCGCUGUUUAACCCCCACCAGAACCCCUACCCAUACUUCUACACAAACCCGGCCACAGACAUUAGCCAUUCAGCCGGCUGCCCAACAUCUGGUAAUCGAUGGAGGGAGAAAAAUGUCACCUGUUUCUCCCAUUGCUCCUCAAAGCCACGACAGAAAUGCUCCUCCUCUCCCUCCAAAAGCGGGGGGAGUACCUAAAGGCCCUCCACCAAUCCGGCAGAGGGUUCCUGCACAGUCUCCCAGAGCUCACAGUGCCUCUCCUACCAAGACAGUCACAGAUGAGAUGCAGAAAGACCAAACUCCCCAGGUCCCCCCUCGAAUAAGGACACCCCAAACUCAAGAAAACGCACAACAUUCAACUCAACCUGACGCUCAGCUGAGGGUCUCCAGACCUUCCUGUGAAUUCAGUCAAAACUCACUUGAUGAUAGCUCUGAUGAAUAUGAGGAUCCAGACUUCAUUAACCCCAUUGUUAAUAGCAUGAAAACACCAGAGAGGGAUAUGUCCCUGCAAGUACCUGGUGGAAUAAAGGGGCGGUACAAUUCUUUUUGCAGUGAUGAUGAGCAAUUGGAUGAUGAGGAUUCUUCCCAAUGGCAUGACAGUGGCCUCAGUACCGUACAAGGCAGUGUUUACCUGCCUGCCACUGGCAGACGGGCUUCAGCCUGUCAAGAAGACAGCUCUCAGCACGCUGCCGUCAUCAAGAUGGGCUGGCUGGACAAGAAUCCACCUCAGGGAGCCCUUUAUUACCAGCGACGAUGGGUAAAACUGGAUGUUGACUACCUGAGAUACUUUGAAAAUGACAAGGACGUUUAUUCCAAGGGGAUCAUCUCAACAGCCUACAUUACUAAUGUGACCAGUGUGGGAGAGCUCAAGUUUGAGGUCGCCACAAACAACCGAACAUUUAUCUUCAGGGCUGAAAGCGAAGCUGAGAGAAAUGACUGGGUGACUGUACUACAGGACUGCAACAGGGGGCGCCAUCGCCGCAACACCAUGAGCCCUGGCUCGCUUUUGACCCCAGACUAUCAGGGCUAUUUGGAGCUCAAAGGGUUGCGCUCCAAACUUUACACUGUCAUCGCCUCAGAUAAGGUCUACCUCUACAAACACAUAGACGACUUUCGUAUUGGAGUUGGUAUCACAUCCAUUGAGAUGAAUGUAGGAAAUGUUAAAGACUCUGAACGUCGUAACUUUGAUCUCACGACACCCUACCGCAUAUUCAGUUUCAUAGCAGAGUCCGAUCAGCUGAGGGAGCAGUGGGUGGACGCCAUGCGGAAUGCCAUAGGUGAGGCGUUGUCCAAUAGCGAGGUGGCGGACCGGAUCUGGGUGGAGUCAAGCAACAGUGUCUGCGCUGACUGUGGGACUCCCAAGCCGGAAUGGGCGGCCAUCAACUUGUGCGUGGUGAUCUGCAAACGAUGCGCAGGAGAGCACAGAGGACUGGGUCCUAGCAUCUCCAAGGUCCGUAGUCUAAAGAUGGACAGGAAAGUCUGGACAGAGGAGCUUAUACAGGUGUUCCUUUUGCUUGGCAACGAGCGGGUAAACAGUUUCUGGGCAGCCAACAUCCCACCAAGCGAGGCCUUGAUGCCCUCCAGCUGCAGUGAAGAAAGGCGACGUUUCAUCACCAACAAAUACCGCCAGGGAAAAUACAGAAAGUACCACCCCCUGUAUGGAAACCAGAGAGAGCUCAACAAUGCUCUGUGUAUAAAUGUGCAGUGCACUGAUGUGCUCGAGACAUUAAGCCUGAUCUUCUGCGGGGCCGAUGUAAAUUGUUCAACUGGUGUGGCAAGUUGGCCCUCCCCUCUCACGCUGGCCAACGCACACUCCCAACUCUUACAGGCUGAGUUACUCAGCCACAAUCUCAACACAGAGCUGCCACAAUCACAUGUGGACGGGGCCAUGGAGGCGGUACAUUACUCAGCACCACCCUGUGUGUCUCACAAUGGCUUCCUAUUCAAAACUGCAUCCAUGGCUCGGGCUAUCUCGGAACGAAAGGGCAAAGAAGAGUUCAGUCGCCGAUGGUGUGUGUUGAAUGAUGGCACCUUCAGCUACUAUGAGAGUGACAAGAACUCGAACCCCAACGGAGCUCUGAAAGCUUCAGAGAUUGUCUGCUUGGCUGUCGACGCACCUGAAAAACAUGGGUAUGAAAAUACCUUUGAACUCUACUCUGAGUCAGAGCGUCUCUAUCUGUUUGGCACUGAUGAUCCAGAUGGCCACAAAGAAUGGGUCAAGUCUAUUGCCAGGAACUUUAUCCCAGCCUCUGCAGAGCCUUUGCUGAGGCUUGGUUUUGAGCGGAUUGGGCGGCUGAAGUGUAAAGACGGCUUGAACCUGCAAACGUCAAAAGUUGGUUGGUUUGCUCUGGUGGGCUCCACACUCCACGCCCAUCUGGAGAAUGGCCAGGGGGAGGAGAUCCACCUUCGUAAACUUAAUGAACUCUCCAUCCAACAAGACAACGAAGUGCUGGUACUGGUGGAGAAAGGCAGAACUCUGUACAUAGAGGGAGAGAGGAAGUUGGAUUUUAGCGGCUGGUGCACGGCCAUCCAGACGGCAGCAGGGAGCGGAGGAGACACGCUGGGCCAGCAGCAGCUCACAGAGACGGACAUACCGGUCAUCGUUCACAGCUGCAUCGGCUACAUCACUCAGUGCGGCUUGACAUCUGAGGGAAUCUAUCGUAAGAGCGGUGUGAACUCGCGGGUGGCAGCGCUGUUAGAGAGAUUUCGCCGUGAUGCUCGCAGUGUUCAUCUCAGGGAAGGAGAGCACCAGGUGGACGACGUCUCCAACACACUCAAGCGUUUCUUCAGGGAGUUAGAAGAAGGACUGUUCACCUCAGAGGAUGCCAGCACCUGGCUCAGUACAGCUGCCAUUCAGGAUGAAAGUAAGAAAAUCUCCCAGUACCAGCUGUUGUUGGACAGUCUGCCUCGCGUUAACAAGGCUACACUACAAGCUCUUAUCAACCACCUCUACUGCGUGCAACGUUUUUCUGAGCUGAACCAAAUGAACCUCCACAACCUGGCCAUAGUGUUUGGUCCCACACUGUUCCAGACGGAUGGGAAGGACUACACUGCUGGCCGCGCCAUAGAGGAGCUUAUAGAGCACUACACGCUCAUCUUUGAGGUGGAUGAGCAGCAGCUAAAGAAGCAGCUGGAGGAGAUCACUGUUAUCAUCCAAGUGCGAGAGAAACUAAGCACAAAGUUUCCCAGCACUGAGCCUGGAGGACAUUUCAUCUGCACAGUGUACCUGGAGGAAAAAAAGAACACAGCAGAGCAACAUGUUAAGAUCCCUGGUUCUAUGACGGCAGCAGAGUUGACAUGUGAGGUUCUGGACCGGCGCAACAUCCCCGUUAAAGACAAGGAGUAUUGGAGCUGCUGGGAGGUCAGCAACAAGGAGGAAAUGGAGCGUCCUCUGCACUACCUGGAGCGAGUCUUACCCAUCCUUCACUCCUUUGGCACCGACUCCCAUCUGCUCAUUAAGAAGCACCUUGCUAUGGAAGCCAUGAUCCUCUACCUGACAAGUAAAGUGGACGCAUCCAAACACGGGAUGAUGAAAUUCAGAGAGGAGCGAAGCAUCCUGGGAUUGGGACUGACCUCUGGAAGUUUCCAUGACCGAUAUUUCAUCCUCAACUCCAACUCGCUCAGGAUGUACAAGGAAGUCCGGAGUAACCGCCCAGAACGUGACUGGCCUGUGAAGAAUCUCAAGGUUUACUUAGGCAUCAAGAAGAAAGUCCGUCCUCCCACUUGUUGGGGCCUAACAGUGGUGUGUGAGAGUGUGAAACAAGAGAGGCCGGAGAGGCAGCAGUGGUAUCUCUGCUGUGACACCCAGACAGAAAUGAGGGAGUGGUUCGCUACUUUUCUCAGUAUUCAGUACGAUGGCAACGUGUGGCCUCAGGACGGACUCAAGCUGACGCGGGUGAGCCGCGUGUUGCCGGACACGCGUCAUGGUAACGUGUCACUGAUACCGCUGCGUGGCAGUGAGAAUGAGAUGCGGAACAGCGUAGCAGCUUUCAGCCAAGACGCGCUUGCUCUCUUUAGAGAUGUUCGAUAAUCUUUGCUGCAAGAAAGGGCAGAUGGUCGGCCUCAUCACGAACUUUAAACAUCCCAAUUACAUCAUCGUUCUGUGACUGUACAGAGCAGUAAUGGACUCGCACACUGGGUCGGGAUUACGGCCUCGGACCUCCGUCUGCUCCUCGUCUGCUGGAAAUUAAACGGACCAAAAACAGUGUGGACGACAGGAUCAUGUGUAAAAUAGAACCCACACUGGUUUCAAGAAUUGAACUUGAUGUAUAGUAGAAGCAGCUGUGGCAUUAAAGUGACAGUUUGACGGACAACAAUCGCUCUGAAGGUUUGCUGAAUCAGCUCGACGUGGAGCAAGUCUGCACUCAAUGUUUCCACUGGUCAGUGUCAGGAAAUCACUGAAAUGUUUUACAGGACAGUGUAAACGCCUUAGUCGGGUUAUUGUAGGCACAAGCAUUGAGUGCUUAGUUUUUAAAUAGAAAAUACAAGUUUAUAGACCAUAGACACAUUUCUAAUUCUGUGACGUUUUAGCUCUUUCUGUGUCACUGCUCGACGAGCUGUUGGAAUCACCCUGCAGCUCAACAGCUGAAACAAAUGCUAUUGUAAGUAAAUCUGAUGACUUGAUAUCUGACAGCUGAUUGGUCUGAGACUGGGCCUGAGAGAAAGCUGAGAAAUAGGUGAUAACUCAGUGUCUGUUCUGCCGCAGAGCAAAAGCCUUCGUCAGGCUUACACUGAAUAUGUGCUUGUGUCGAUUUGUCCAUGUGUGAAUAUGUGUAUUUGUGAGGGGCGAAGGAAAGAGAAGCAUGUGCUGUAAAAAACAUUAUUUUGUAAAGAUUAAAGUAAGAAAGUCACAGAUGAGAGCUAAACAUUUUUUAAACAUGAGCUAAAACAAGAGAAGUGUACAUUGAUCCACGUUGUCCCUUAUUCUCUAUUCAAAUAAAUUCAGUGCACCUUAUGUAAGAAACAUUUCAAAACAUAUUUACUUAUCAAAGCCAUGUUUUUUGCCCCGGCCUGAUCAGAUCAGAAUUUUGUCUGUACCGGUGCAGAGCUCUGUGUCCUUCUGUGUGCAGGUCCUGUUCUAAAGCAAUCCUCGGUGGCAGUGUACAGAACUUGUGCAGUUUUGAUAUUAACCAGCGGUUUUAUUAAGGUUUAGGUUAUAAAUCAAUCACAAUCAAUCAACAUGAUAGUUUUUUAAACGACACAACCGUGCACAAAGGACAAGAAGCAAAUUAGUCAAUCAUUCUUUUUACUUGGGCCUAAACUUGUAUAUAUAUUAUUUUUUCUAAAGCAUUAACCUGCCCACAGUUGCCUUACGAGAUGCUUCGAAUGUUUCCCCCCCUCGCUCCCUUGUGUUGUUGCCUGGAUGCCACCUGUAGCGUCUCCUAGUUGUGAAGAUCUUUUAUUUAUUUGGACAGCAGAGGCUGGACUGUAGAUUGUUGUUUUGCUGAGGCGUCUGUUCUGCUAAAUGUCAGUUUUAAACACCUUUUUAUAAUGACAGUGCCUGUGAUAAUGUGUAUAUACAGUACAGAUUAUUUGUGUAUGUGUUAAUAGGCGUCGUCAAGCUCGGACCUCGGGAGAAGAAGACUCCAGUCCACUUGUGAAUGAACCGUUUUAAUGUCCUGUUACAAGAUCCGGUUGCAAUAUCUUGUCUAAUCUGCUUCAUUUAUCUGAGGCUUCUGCAUAGACGUACACACACUCUGAAGUUACAGCGCCACCACCAGGUUUUCGUUUUGAGGAUGUGAUGUGAACUCAACUCAGUUUUUCUGUAUCCUCCCUCUGAAUGGUACUAAUCAGCCAUCUCAUCUUGUUAGCAUUGAAUGACCCUUUGUCUAUGCAGGUCGACAGCCAUUGGCCGGAGGCAUUAUGUUUUUGUGUUGUCCGCCCCGUUCUAGUGAGGUGUCUCAAGAGUGCCUCGAUGGAAUCUCUUCAAAUUUGAUACAAACAUUCACUUGGCCUGAAAAAUGAAGUGAUUCGUUUUCAGCAGCCAAAGGUCAAAGGUCACGGUGACGUCAUGAAUCUGGUAUUAGAAAGUACGCAGACUGAAAUUGAACUGGUUGGCCGAGGCAUAAAAAAUGCAGGGCGGGGAUUCUAGUCAUGGGAAGUUCAGUUUGUGCAAAGAAUUUUAUUUUGAUCAUUUGAACAUGUCAGUGUUUUAAAACAAUAAAGUCUAAAGGUCCUGUAGGUGGAGGUGAAUACUUUAGAUGUGCAGGGUUUAUCCUCAGUUUCCGUUUUCUAAUUCUGUAACUCUGAAUUUUAGUGAUUUUGCAUAUUAAGAAUCUAAUAAACACGUUCAGAUAGUUAA
Molecule: messenger RNA, 7328 nt
Organism: Hippoglossus stenolepis (Pacific halibut)
Lineage: Eukaryota; Metazoa; Chordata; Actinopteri; Pleuronectiformes; Pleuronectidae
Product: arf-GAP with Rho-GAP domain, ANK repeat and PH domain-containing protein 1
Exons: 34
Coding region: 246-5057 (1603 amino acids)
Biological process (GO): positive regulation of GTPase activity; signal transduction
Molecular function (GO): GTPase activator activity; protein binding; phosphatidylinositol-3,4,5-trisphosphate binding
Source: RefSeq, a predicted model, not a curated record